ACUUCAGCCUCCAUUUUUAUUUUCCCUUACAAACUGCAAAAAUGUCACACUGCAAUAAAUGACUGCAUGGGAAUCUAGCCUAUAUUAGCCAGACAACUCAUACAUGCAGCAUACUCAAAAUGCUGACAAUGCACUAAUCUCCUGUCGGGAGUCUUCAGAGAGCCACAGAGAGAUUGCGGUUGUAAAUGACCCCCCUGAGGGUUGUUGGUUGGUGCAUCUCACUAAUGUACUGAUUCUAAGUGUAUUUUAGUGUAGCAAAGCUAGUGUAGCUGUGGAAUUCUGCCCAUAUUAUUUCUGAUUGUGCCUGGCUGCUCCAGGGGAUUGGCUGUAGUGUUACUUAGGGAGCGAGGUUUCUCAGUUGCCUGGGUUAUCCUUGCCUUAUUACACAAAGGCCAGAGAUAUGUCAUUCAGGCUCCAUGGGGUUCAGGCUCUGAUUCAAUGUCACUGUAAUGGACUGCAGAGUGAAAAAGGGCAUGUGAAUGUGAGCGGGCAUUCACAGAUGGGGGAAAAUUAAAGAACAAGGAAGUUAGAAGCAGCAUACCCCACCCUUUUACCAGUAGUCCCACGUCGCUGCGAUGAUUGGGGCAACAUGGGCUCAGGUGGUAAGAGCAGUCAUCUGGCAGUUGGAGGGUUGCCAGUUUAAUCCCGCCCUGGGUGUGUCAAAGUGUCCCUAAACAACCUCUUACACCUAACCCCCAAAUGCUCCUGAUGAGCUGGUUGGUGCCUUGCACGGCCGGUGGUGUGUGGGUGUGUGUAUGAAUGGGUGAAUAAGAAGCGCUUUUGAUAAAGGUGCUAUAUAAAUGCCAACCAUUUACCAUGACUUAUAUCUCUAGUGCUGCAUGAAAGCCAGUGGGAAAUCAUGAAUUCCACCUUGUAGCAAAUACCAUGGAUCUACUCCUGAGAUGAUCCAGGAGGAUGGACAGCAUUUGUGGAGGCUGAAGAACUUUAAGAAGCCCGUUUACUGCAACGUGUGCCACGGCAUGCUCCUGGGCCUGCGCAAACAGGGCCUGCGCUGCACGUGCUGCAAAUACACUGUCCAUGGACACUGCGCCAACAAGAAUACCGAUCCUUGCAGUCGCACCUUUGUCAAGUCCAAAAAUGAAACAGGGGUAGCUUUUCAUGAUUGGGUCAGUGGAGCCUGCACCAACAGCAAGUGUGCCAAGUGCCAGAAGAAAGUCAAGAGCUACACGAGUCUGACAGGCAAACACUGUGUAUGGUGCCAUGCCAAGGUUCACGACAAGUGUGUCCCCCUGUUGCCCUCAGAGUGUGACUGCGGGCCCCUCCAGGACCAUAUCUUGCCCCCCUGGGCCAUCUACCCUAUCAAGGAGGACCCUAUGGCCAUGAAGGCUCGCUGUCCCGGUGUUUCAGAGCGCAAGAACUUGCAGAACUACACUGCUGAUGGCCAGCUCCUACAGAUCAGCCCAGUUCCAGGCACACACCCCCUCCUGGUGUUCGUUAACCCCAAGAGUGGGGGCAAACAGGGCAAGAGGGUUCUCCGUAAAUUGCAGUACCUGCUGAACCGACGACAGGUGUACAAUCUCUCCAAUGGUGGGCCUGGACCUGGACUGCAAUUCUUCAGGAACCUGAAAGACUACAGGAUCUUGGCGUGUGGAGGGGAUGGCACAGUCGGUUGGAUUCUGGAUGCCAUAGACAAGGCACAGCUGCCAGUGUCCCCCCCGGUGGCCGUGCUGCCCCUGGGCACGGGGAAUGACCUGGCCCGGUCCCUGGGGUGGGGUGGAGGCUAUGACGGAACAAAGCUGUCUGUGAUCCUAAAGGAGAUUGAGAGCAGCUCACAGGAGCUGAUGGAUCGCUGGAGUGUGCAGGUGAUCCCGGAGGACAAGCAGGUGGUCGGGGAUCCUGUUCCCUAUGACAUCAUUAACAACUACUUAUCCAUUGGAGUGGAUGCCUCGAUUGCCCAUAAAUUUCACACCAUGAGAGAAAAGCACCCACAGAAGUUUAACAGCAGAAUGAAGAACAAGCUGUGGUACUUGGAGCUGGCCACCUCUGAGACCCUCUCCGCCUCCUGCAAGAAGCUGAAGGAGAGCAUCACCAUUGAGUGCUGUGGGAACCAGCUGGACCUGAGUGACUUCCAUCUGGAGAGCAUCGCCGUGCUCAACAUCCACAACAUUUAUGGCGGCUCCAAGCUGUGGGGCGAGCACAAGAGGUCCAACAGCAAGGGCACCACAGGACACCAGCCAGAGCUCGUCACCGACCCCCGGGUUCUGAAACAGAGCUCCCAGGACCUGAGUGACGGACGGUUGGAGGUGGUGGGGUUGGAGGGGGCGAUAGAGAUGGGGCAGAUCUACACCGGACUGAAGAGUGCUGGGCAGAGAUUGGCCAAAACCUCAGAGAUCACAAUCAGGACGAAUAAAGCAUUACCCAUGCAGAUCGAUGGGGAGCCCUGGAUGCAGCCUCCCUGCACGAUCCAUAUCAGACACAAGAACCAAGCUAUUAUGCUCAGGGCCCCCAAAUCAAGAUCAUAGCCUCUACAGCCACGCCAGAGAACCAAGGACUGUAGAAGACUGAAGUUCGUCAAUCAGAGAGAAGCUGUCCAACAAGUCUUUUUCAAUGUAGGGGUGGGAAUAUUCUGGGAGGCAUCAGGGUGUGCUUUGCACACAAAGCAGGAUUACAGUUAGCUGAAUAACUAAAAACCAGGAACGGCUGUUUUUACUUCAGUCUGGGUUCUGGUUGUGAGUUUUACUCAGUAAACUCAAUAAUCCUGCUUUGUGGAACAAGGCCCAGGAGUCCUGAUGAAACAAGUGUUAAGUUGUGGUUGAAGAGAAUCUCAUAUUUGCUUUGUAGUUGUGGGACAUACUUUAUAUGUAAAGCCACUCUGAAGGUACCUGGUAAUACUCAGCGUUGGAAAUGUGUGUGCUAGCCGAUUUUGGUCUGAUUGUGUGAAUAAAUGUUAGGGCUAAUGAAAAGCACAGCACCAGCAUUUGCUUGCAUUAUGAAGCUGAAGCUGAGUGCAGACUUUGAUUUGUGCUUCUGCGUGACUCAGAUAUUUUAUGAUCUCAACAUACUUUGCAAAUAUAGUUGUCCAUACACUUUUUCAAAGCAUCACUAAUAUAGUCAUUUAUGUGCUGAGUAUUCAGGUUUUUUAACCCUUGAAAGGACUGUGGUUACUUGAGUUUGCACACAAGAGCAACAUAUGCUUUAAAGUCAUGUUAACCUAUAUUUUUUAAACGGUAUAUUCCCCUGAGAGAGUUUUUCUAAAUAAACUAUGGUGAAUCCUU
This is a messenger RNA of Conger conger (European conger), 3236 nucleotides long. RefSeq names its product diacylglycerol kinase, alpha b (gene dgkab). Gene Ontology annotation, molecular function: calcium ion binding; ATP-dependent diacylglycerol kinase activity. Gene Ontology annotation, cellular component: plasma membrane. The record is from RefSeq and is a predicted model, not a curated record. The coding region runs from base 903 to 2483 and encodes 526 amino acids. The transcript has 17 exons. Lineage: Eukaryota; Metazoa; Chordata; Actinopteri; Anguilliformes; Congridae. Gene Ontology annotation, biological process: intracellular signal transduction; diacylglycerol metabolic process; lipid phosphorylation.